AUGAGUGUAGUAGAUGAUAUGGAGAACCAAAUGCCGGCGAAGCAUCAUCAAGGGAUCGGAAGCAGAGGCGGUGAGCAAGACGGAUUAGGACCAUCGCCUAGGCCGGUGGUACCACCGUUGGUGUACGCUGAAUUUGGCGACGACGACGAGUUGUCGCCGCAGUGGACGUCGUGGCUGAUUCCGAUGUUCGUUGUGGCUAACGUGAUAGUCUUCUUCGCUACUAUGUCCGUCAACAACUGCCCUCAGCAUUCUAAGCACUGUGUCGCCAGGUUCCUCGGGAGAUUCUCCUUCGAGCAUCUCCGGGACAAUCCUCUCUUCGGCCCAUCUUCUCUAACAUUGGAGAAGUUAGGAUCACUUGACUGGUACAGAGUUGUGGAGAAGCAUCAAGCUUGGCGUCUCCUUACAUGUAUAUGGUUACAUGCCGGUGUUAUUCAUCUUGCUAUUAAUAUGCUAAGCAUUGUAUUCAUGGGUACUCGCCUUGAGCAGCAGUUUGGUUUCGUUAGGAUUGGGGUCAUAUACAUAAUGUCAGGAAUGGGAGGAAGCAUACUGUCUUCGUUGUUUAUCAGAAACGAUAUCUCUGUUGGAGCUUCUGGUGCCCUUUUUGGCCUUCUUGGCUCUAUGCUUUCUGAACUUCUCACCAACUGGACCAUAUACUCUAACAAGAUUGCGGCAUUCUUGACGCUUUUGUUUGUCAUUGUGAUAAACCUGGGCAUUGGGAGUCUACCUUACGUUGAUAACUUUGCUCAUGUCGGUGGAUUCUUAACUGGUUUUUUCCUCGGUUUCCUUCUCAUGGCUCGUCCCCAGAUCAAGUGGUUAGAAAGACAGCAUAUGCCACAAGGCAGACGUCUCACAUCCAAGUACAAGCCUUACCAGUACAUACUGUGGCUCCUGUCUCUAGCUCUAUUGAUCGCCGGGUUCGUGGUGGCACUGGUGCUGCUAUUCAAAGGAGAAGAUGGGAAUGAUCACUGCCACUGGUGUCGUUACCUGAGCUGUAUACCCACUUCACGAUGGAGUUGUGAUAGCGUUUGAUGCUAUUCAGGAGGUUGUGUGUGUUUGUGUGACUAUUCUUUCUUUUACCGGGAAAAAUAAAUUGUUUAUAUCAGUCAACUCAUAACGCUUAAGUUGUGACUUGACAUCACUGCAAAUUAUUGAAGUAUUUUUUUUAAUCAGACAAAUGUGGACCCCUGUUGGUACGAGAUCUGUACCGUAGGAUCUAGUCAAAAGAAAAUACA
Molecule: messenger RNA, 1232 nt
Organism: Brassica oleracea var. oleracea
Lineage: Eukaryota; Viridiplantae; Streptophyta; Magnoliopsida; Brassicales; Brassicaceae
Product: RHOMBOID-like protein 3
Exons: 5
Coding region: 1-1029 (342 amino acids)
Biological process (GO): proteolysis
Cellular component (GO): membrane
Molecular function (GO): serine-type endopeptidase activity
Source: RefSeq, a predicted model, not a curated record